Molecule: messenger RNA, 498 nt
Organism: Cetraspora pellucida
Lineage: Eukaryota; Fungi; Glomeromycota; Glomeromycetes; Diversisporales; Gigasporaceae
Source: the annotation of a GenBank genome assembly
AUGUUACUUUCCGCUACUCAUUUAUCUUUACCAACCUUCAUUGCCGCCACUGCUUUAUCUCUCUUUAAACUCAUGAUUCAUGUUUGGAUAGGAACAAAGAUUUCUUCUUUUUCUGCCUUUUCUGCUCAUCUUGGAUUGAUUUCUGAUGAAAUAGAUAAUCCUACUAAACCUUCUUUAUCAAAAAAUGAUAAUUUCGUAAGAUCUUUUCAUUUCAUAUUAAUGUUAUGUAGUAUUGCUAUUGCUAUUGGUAUAAUAAUUUAUGUAUGGGUUCUUGCAAAAAGAGUUAUUAAGGAAGUUGAAGAUGAAAAUGAGGUUAAUGAAUUUGGUGAUAAUAUAAUGUUAUUGGGUACAGGUGAAAUGAGAUAUAGAAGAAAUUCUAAUUCUAUCGUAUUCUGUGAUGAAGUCGAGGUUGAUUCUAAUAUAAAUAUUAAACCACUUAAUAAUCUUUUUAAUGAAAAGGAUUCUAUUCAAAUACAAAGUAUAGUAGCAUUAUCAUGA